CGCUAUAUACCCGCUGAUGCACUUUCAUUGUUAGAUCGGUAAAGCGUACACUUCCAACUCCGUGUUAUUCCGUCUGUCCAACGCAUUGCCGGUGGUCCACCGAUUACAAGCCAAACUCAUGAAUCAUCACACUCACUAUUCGACAUAAUUUGUCCAUUCCGAAGGUUUCCGUUUUCCUAUAGUGCACUUAAUGUGCCGAUCACCGUGGUCUCGCUUUUGUCAAAUCACACUCCCCCGAAAUGUCAUCAAAGGAGUCAGGCACAUUGAGCACUGAUGAGGAGUUUCAAAUCAUUGAUGCCUCACACUUCAGGUCGGAUGAGCAAGAAUUCGGUUUGGAGUUUCAUCUUAAUCUGCCCUGCCCAGUCUGUGCUUCGUUUCAGAGCAAAUUCAUUUGUGAAAAAUGCAUUAAUUCUGGGUCAUUCACUCACUCCCGCAGCCCGAACGGUCCUUAUUAUUCCGAGCUUUGCAAUCGGAUGAGAUUCAUCAAUGAUAGUAUCAAGGCUCUGAGCGAAACAGUCAUCAAUCGAAUACCCAAGAUGCCGGGGCCUAUAGAGGAAUUGAAAGCAUUGAGUCGUUCUUUGAGGUGUACUAUAAACUACCAUGUCGAGCAACACAAUAAAAAACGUGAAUUGUCUGCCCAGCUCAGGCUUCGCUUGAACUACUGCCGGACUAGUUUACAACAGUUAUCCAGAAACCAGUUGUUCCUGACAAAACACUUCAGUUCUAUAACACAGAAAAAACAGUUACUGUUAAGGAGUUUAGAAAAGAACAGUCGUCAAAUAGAACGUUUGCGGACUUCAUAUUUCAGAGAGCUUCUACGCUCCCAUUUCACCAUCGAGUUGUCUGUGAACGGUGACACUGAUCGGUUUUCCGGAGCGGCUUUGUACAUAGACAAGGAGAAUGUGUUUGUCGGUCCGGAGCCUAGGUUGUCCAGUCACACCGCAUUGACAUACUGUGUCCCGGCUAUUCUCGCAGCAGCCAUAUUUGCGGACGUAUGGCUUCCACCGACCGUUAUGCAGCACCUUUGUCUUUCUGGAUCCUUUCUAGCCGGUCUCCCUCAAAGAGACAACCUGGGCCGCGUGUAUUCAGCAGUGCUCCAUUCUGUACAUAUGCUUUGUGCCAGUCGCCGAAUCUGUGUGAGGGAGGCCGUGGGCCGUUUAGGAUUUCCAUUGCAUCCAAACCACUCGGAAUACAACCCUUUGGCCGGUCUUUACUGUUUGGCAGCAUCUGAAGCACAAAGGGAAUUUGACGCACCUUACCAUCAUUCUCUGGACGGAUUUUUCGGUGUCGUCCAACCUCCACUCUUGAAUUCAGAUGAGCUGCAACGCCUUAUCGGAUGUCAGCUGCAACAAGUCGAACAGGGCAAGGAAGUUAAUGAAAUUGAAGAGUCAUCACUCACAGAAGGAAGCACUUCCGAUUGGAGCACCUCGUCACGAGUGCUUUCACCCGUUCGCAGAACCAGCGCAUCUCCCCGCGAAACUUCCGUUGUUGUCGCGGAACAGGACCGUUGGGAGUUCAUUGGCGCUACCCCUAGACCUGGUAUUCAUCAGCUUCCGCAGUCGAUCGAAUCGGCCAAAAAGUUCACUUGACUUUUCCAUUUCGUAAUACAGACAGAAAACCUACUAUCUUUGCUUUCUGAUACCCUGCUUUUUUCAGAUGAGAAACCUGAGCUCACUUUCACUGUCUUCAAACUGUUCCGUAUCUUAAUCGUAUUUUCACUUUUAAAUAUAGCCAAUAUUUCUUUCCAA
Dicrocoelium dendriticum is the source of this 1748-nucleotide messenger RNA. The record is from the annotation of a GenBank genome assembly. Lineage: Eukaryota; Metazoa; Platyhelminthes; Trematoda; Plagiorchiida; Dicrocoeliidae.